This is a messenger RNA of Aethina tumida (small hive beetle), 535 nucleotides long. RefSeq names its product pupal cuticle protein 20-like. Bases 37 to 408 code for a protein of 123 amino acids. NCBI's taxonomy places the organism in Eukaryota, Metazoa, Arthropoda, Insecta, Coleoptera, Nitidulidae. Gene Ontology annotation, cellular component: chitin-based extracellular matrix. Gene Ontology annotation, molecular function: structural constituent of chitin-based larval cuticle. The record is from RefSeq and is a predicted model, not a curated record. The transcript has 2 exons.
UAGUUUAGUGAGAACUUGACUGAAACACGCCAUAAAAUGUACAAAUUCCUUUUGGUAGUCGCCUUAUUCUACAUAUGCCAAACUGCAUCUGCAGAGGGUCCAGAAAUACCAAUUUUGGCAUCUGAAAACGUUUUGGAAAAUGAUGGAAAGUUCCAUUACAGUUAUGAAUCCGGUGAUGGUACCAAAGUCCACGAAGAAGGCGAAGUCCUCCCAGGCGCGAAACCAGAGGAAGGUUUAGAAAAAGUACAAGGUGGAUUCGAAUUCAAUUCUCCUGAUGGACAACAUUUCGUCUACAGUUACACCGCCGACGAAAAUGGAUACGUACCACAAGGUGAUGGUAUACCGGAAAUUCCUGCUGCUAUAGUGAAGUCUUUGGAAUGGAACGCUGCUCAUCCAGAAAAGCGUUAAAAAGAAGGACGUGAUGAUUGGACUAAACGACGAUUAAGGCAACGAAAACGGUACUUUGUAAAUAAGCAACUAGAGAUAAAAUGUAUAAAAAUAUUUUCUUUAAUAAAGAACGCUUUGGAACAAUUAA